Molecule: messenger RNA, 2028 nt
Organism: Symbiodinium natans
Lineage: Eukaryota; Dinophyceae; Suessiales; Symbiodiniaceae
Source: the annotation of a GenBank genome assembly
AUGAAGGAUGAACUCCUUGAAGCUGCCUUGAAGUCAGCUCUCACGGCCGAUAACCUUCGCAGCGCUCUGCGUGUGCCCCGGCGCCCUGGGGAUGCGGGCCGAUCCCAGAGACUCGAUGCGGCGGUUGCGCAGCUCCACGACCGCGUACGCUCCGCGUAUCGCUCUGCUUACCUCGAGCCGGAGGCCGAGUCCAAGGCUGCGAAAACGGUGGCCGUUGCGCCUGAUGCCAGCUACAGGGUGCGACUCAGCUUUGCGGAUGGGGACACACAGCAGCCGCUUCCGACAAGGACGUCCGAGAUCACGGUGGACCAGAGCCAGAAGGCUACUGCAAGUCUGACGUGCACGCAUUGCCGAAGGCCACUGAAGAUAGACAUGAUGCUUUCGGAUCCUAUGGAAAAGUCGGUGAAGUAUCUUGGCAAACCGCGGCACGCGUAUGUUGCGGUGUUGCCGGAUGGCAAGACCACAAGCUUUCUACAGGCAUGGCUGCUUGGCUUGAGUCUUGCAGCACACGGUGAUGGUCAGGGCCAAGCACGCCCAGAGCGGAUGCUCAUACACAGCCCAUCUGUUCCGCGGCCUUAUCUUCAAGUCUUGGGAAAGGUGUGGCAGCUCACAACCGAACCUCUGGGAUCGUGGCCUGCGAUUCUCAGUCAUCCCACGGUUCUGAAUCCCGGCCAGAACAGAUUAAUGCGAUUGCGGGCACUGGGCCUGAAGUUUGACAAGGUGCUGGUUAUUGCCCUCGGGAUAGUCGCCACUGAUGUCUUGGAUGACGUCUUUGAAGCAAGCUGCCCGGCUUUUGUAGCGGAGAAAACCCAUGCUGGUCCUCAACAAGCAGGCUUGCCUCUAAUGCUGCUCCCCUGCAGCCACCAGGCCAUGCGAAGAGUUGCUUCGGACACAGGGCAAAGAUCCCAGAGCGUCGCUUUUCCUCCCCGAUGUGUGGCUGGCCAGGGGCCAGUAGAAGGAGAUGAGGUGUUAGGCUACUUGAAGAGCUUCUAUCGCACCUUUUCCCAGGGUGACAUGCAGGAGCUGCCUUCAGAAUUGUGCCUGAGAAUGAAGUUCUACGGCGUGAAGGUGUGGAGACAUGUAGAACAGCUUCUUCGAGAUGGAGCUUCAACCUCAGCAAGCUCAGAUACUGAAGACCUGGAGGGGCUGCUCCAACUUCUGCGUGGGAACUCAGGACACAACCUUUCCCAGACUUUGACUUCUGUUGAUAAUCAACGUUGCGGUCGCUGCAAGGCCUUCGACUCCAGGGGCACCUUGGAUCCCCUUGACGGCCUGUGGCGUUGCCGGUUUUGCUGGGAGCACAUGCUUCUGGAUUCAGCUUUGAAAGACCCCAGCUGCAUACCCAUGCCCUUCCAUGAGAUUGAGACCUUGCAGAAGGAUCUCGGGGAUUGCUUCGUGCCCGGUGAGAGGCAGCGGUGGCGAUGGAAAGAGUGGGAGAGAGAUAGAACCUGGGUGGAGUUUCGGCCGAAAGGUGUUUUAUGGCACAGCCGCAAUCGAGUUGGGGCUUGGGAGAUGUGGACGGACCGGGGGGGCAAACAGCAGCUGUCCAUGCACUUCGUUGACUUUGACGAGGAUGGCCACCGUAGGCCCGAGACGCGACAUUUGCUGGAAUUCCACAAUACUGGCUGGGCGCGCUUUGAGGAGUAUAAGCGCGAGCACUUCCAGCCCCUGGGUUUUGUUUCAGAAGGCCGCAACUACCGAGACCAGAAGCUAGUACUGCAUCCGCCCGGGUGCUUCCAGCCCCCGCGCAGACCGCCAGCUGAUGAACAGCUGGCGGCGAACUCGGCAAAAGGGGUGCGGCCGAUGAAUGGCACCAGGGACUUGGUCAAGGAGCCGAAGCAAGCUGCAGAUCAAAAUGGAACUGCCGUGAAUGAAUCCCCUGUUGGGCAGGAGAAUGGCGUGCAUCGCCAGGUCAGAAAGACUGACCCCCGAGAUUCGGUUCCGGCUGAUGUUGCUUCUGCGGAGUCGGAGGCACAGCCUGUGACCACCGCGCGGGGAAAGCUCGCAUACCUGUUCGGCCAGUCAUAG